GAGCAGAAUGGAAGGAGGAGGAAGAUGAAGAAGGGGGCAACACAAUGAAAGGAUUAAGUGGUAACUGAAGAGAGGAGGAGGACAACGGUAGAAUCAUAAGAGAAGAGGGUGACAAACUGCAGAAACGUUUGCCAUCUGAAGAUGAUGGAUCCACAGUAAUGGAGUGCAUGUCUUUGGAUUAAAGAUGCUGCAGAGCAGGCGGGCGCCAUCCGUGUCUUAUCACUGACAGUGUGGCAGUGAUGCUUUCUUUCCCCACAGUGGUACAGAGCUGCUUUAAUAAGUGGAGGAGACACACUCGGAUGAAUAACCCCCCGCAUACAAAUGAGGCUGACAAGUGUAAAUCUGUUCGGCUGACAUUCAGGACUCAGUUGAGGUUUCAGGGUUUCCUUCCAUGUCUGUGUCCCUCUUCUUAGCUCAGCCAUGUCUGACAUCCAGCAGAUCUUAUCCAGACCAAAACACGUAUGCUGCUAAUGAGACCCCGUAAGCCUCACACUAUCAAGCCAAAGAGCAUGAACUUUUAAACAUACAUUGUAUUUAGCCACUAGCGAUUUUAAAAGUAUGGAUUUGCAGGUCCAGGCAGGCAGCACUGGCGCCUCUGAUGCACAGCAGCCAGUUGUUGCGUCAAUCUAUCCAUCCCUUGAGCACUGGUCAUCAACAUCUUUUCAAAGUCCAGUCAGUCGUGAAGUAUUGAGCGUAUCGUCUCUGGUCCCUUCUACAGUGCUCACACUUGUGCCUCAUUAUAAACCACCAGCCAAUGGAAACUUAUACCCAGAGCCUCCAUCUUUUUAUGAAGUAACAUCAGAGCCUCAACUUCCAGGAACUUCCUCUUCUCCCUCUGGUUCCUCAGAGGCCCAGGAUCAAAAAAACACAACUUCAUCACUUCCUCGUGACGAUAAUCCCCAUGAAGUUCAGCAGAGGAAACCGUCAGAUGGAGGCCCGCUGGAGGAGGGAUCAGUAGGUCUUAUGUUACCCAAAGAUCUCCCAGACGAAGAGCCAGAUUCAGGACCUAAAUCAUGUUCAUCUCGGGAGUUGCUACCGAUCGUGAGCGUCCCCAUCAUCCUCAAACUGGUCAUCACGUCUACUCUUCUAGUCAAGUACCUGGUAUUCCCCUCUGAGUUAGGUGAAUCGCCUCCUCCUCUCUGUGCUGUGAAGGGGAACUGCAGUGUCCCGACUCAGCAGCCUCUUCUGUCGAAGAAUCCAGUGAACCAGACAGACAACAUCACUGCAGACUGCCCCGCUCUGAUUAGUGAUGGUCGGCGUAUUGUUGGGGGGACCUUUGCGACUAAGGACAAGUGGGGCUGGCAGGUCAGCAUGCACUGGAGAGGGAAACACGUCUGUGGCGGUGCCAUCAUCUCUCCUCGCUGGGUCAUCACUGCAGCUCACUGCUUUGUUGAGAACAACAUGCUUGAAGUGGCUGACUGGCUGGUGGUGGUGGACACAGUCAGCAUCGCAGACAGCUCUCUGGGGACACGAUACAGAGCACUGCAGGUCCUCUACCACCCUCGCUUCAACAGAUACAACAAUGACUAUGACGUGGGCCUGCUGCGCACCAUCAGUGACAUGGACAUGAACGGUGGGGUGCGACCCGUCUGUUUACCCAGUCCGAGGGAGUCCUUUCUUCCUGGAGCGGCCUGUUGGAUCACAGGCUGGGGAUAUAUUCAUGAAGGAGGCUUUGUGUCAGAUGAGCUCAGGCAGGCUCAGGUCAGGGUCAUUGCUCAACCCGUCUGCUCCCACCCGAGCGUCUACGGAAUCCACCUAACUCCUCGAAUGAUUUGUGCAGGCACCAUGGAGGGAGGAGUGGACUCCUGCCAGGGAGACAGUGGUGGACCCCUGGUGUGUGAGACAGCCGGUGGGGACUGGAGGCUGGCAGGGGUGGUGAGCUGGGGAGAGGGCUGUGGACGGCGCAAUAAACCAGGCGUCUACAGCAGAGUAACCCAACUGAUCCACUGGGUUGAAAGAUAUUUAGAGGGCAAACCAGGGGACUUGGAGGAGACCACGACAGCUGUGACUGACACUCCACAAGAACCUGACACUCAUAACUGAGACAGUUGACAAUAAAGAAGCAAAU
Messenger RNA from Epinephelus moara (kelp grouper), 2068 nucleotides. Its product is annotated as testisin-like. Bases 559 to 2043 code for a protein of 494 amino acids. Gene Ontology annotation, biological process: proteolysis. Gene Ontology annotation, molecular function: serine-type endopeptidase activity. The record is from RefSeq and is a predicted model, not a curated record. The transcript is spliced from 10 exons. Lineage: Eukaryota; Metazoa; Chordata; Actinopteri; Perciformes; Serranidae.